AUGAAUGGAUUGUCAAAGAAAAAAAAUAGAAGUCAAAUUAGACAAAGUUCACAAACAGAAAUUUGUUGUUAAAAUAUGUCACACUUGAAGAUUAACCCUAAACUACCGGAUAAUAGUACAAUAAAUAGCAGACAGGACAGCAAUAGCCAUGAGAUACAAGGCUCGCCAUUGACCGGCGGCGCUGACAACUGUACAUACGCGGUGACAGUAUCAAAGCCGCUGUGCUCCGGCCAGCGGUCGUGCAUCAGCAUCCACUCGACCGACCAGCUCUGCCAGCUGCCGGACGCCGCGGGGACCAGCGUCGACGAGUGCAACGUCGAGGUGUUGUCGUUGAACGAAGUGUUCCCGAGCACUUCUGAGGAGAGCGAGGAGGAGGAUGGCGAGAUGAAGAGUGUGAAGAGUAAGGUUAAGGCCAAACCAGAGAAGAAUCCCUUCGCCCCAAGCAACAGCAAGUCGUCGCCGCUCCCCAGCCGCCCGCCCGCACCGGGACUCCCCGGCCGCCCGCCAGCGCCCCCGCCCCCGCCCCCCGCACACUCGAGCGUGGCGCUGUCCGAGAACACCCUGUACGUGGUGGGCAGCGACCCCGGAGAGCCCAAGAUGUCGUACGCUGAUCCACCCAAGAAAAUGUCUAAGACGAUGAAGAAGUUCCUCCGUAACGUUGAGAAGCAGAAGUCAGAGGGAAGUAAGGGCGGGGAGAAGGCCAUCAGCAAGCUGACGACCAUGCGGGGCAUACUGAAGGACGCGCGAUGCGUCCCCGAGUGUACCGGCGACUCGGGACAGGCUGGCGAUGAUAAUGGCGACGACGUGGCAGUAUCCUACCCGCUAGACUACACGCACUACUCCAAAACGGCGGACAAGAACGUGACGUUCAACACGCAAGUUGUCAUCAUCCACUUCACGGGAGACCUGUGCGUGGGCCAGAGCGUCGAGACUCUCAGCAAGGAGAAGGACCAGCAGGCGAGGAACUCGGAACUCAGGAAAACAUUCCUCACCAAGUACAACGAGCUAUGGCAGACGCAGAAGUAAUUUUAAGCUUAGUAGUAAUUUCAUAAUUUCACGUUUCACACACUGGCUGGAUUACAGUGUAACUUGCGGUAUAUUUUGUGUAAUUUGACUUUUUAGUGUGCCCCUUAUUUAUUGAAAUCGAGAAAGUUUUUGUACCAUUUACAUUUUAAUCCGAAAUUAGAUAAAUGCAAUUUCAUAAUCGUACUUAUUUAUACAGAUAUUUAUUUAUUUAAAUAAAACAUUAUAAUAUCACAGUA
Molecule: messenger RNA, 1262 nt
Organism: Plutella xylostella (diamondback moth)
Lineage: Eukaryota; Metazoa; Arthropoda; Insecta; Lepidoptera; Plutellidae
Source: RefSeq, a predicted model, not a curated record